AUGGAGAGGCUGGCUGUGGGCUCAGCAGGCGAAGCUGUCAGCAGCUUCACCAAACACAAGACGAUUGUUCCUGUUCCUUCUUUUAUAAGCUGUGAAUUCUCCGUUGAUGUUUGCGAGCCAUUACAGUACCGCUAUGCUAAGCUGGAGCAGCCGUCUCAGUUUGGAGGGGAGCCGUGCAGCUUCCAUGGCAGGCAGGAGGAGGCCUGUGAGGUUCCGACCCGCUACACCUGUGACAGCAUACCUUUAUGUGAGGGCUUCCUCUGCACACAGACAGGUCGCUGCGUUCACAGAACUCUGCGGUGUAACGGGGAGGACGACUGUGGGGACAUGUCCGAUGAAGCUGGCUGUCAGAAGACUUCCAAACCCUGCAGGGUGGAGGCUGAGGAGUACUGGGGAAUCGAGAACCUUGCCAAAGGAAUAAACGUGUUGACCAGUGACCUAGAAGGCGUGGUGCUCGAUAACAGAUACUACGGAGGCAGCUGUCUGCCUCAGUACAUCCAGGAUGUUCCAUUCAGAAAGCCUUUCAACCUGCAACAGUACACAUUACAGACCAAAGGUUCAUAUGAUUUCACCCUGAAGUCUUUUGCAUCUUACACGGACUUCAUGGAGUUCUCCAUGAAGGAACGCAUGAGCCAAACCUCUUUCUCCAUCGGCAUCGGCGUUCCAGGUGUUUUCAAUUUUGGAUUUAACUACAGCGACUCUAAAUACAAAAAGUCAGCUCAGAAGACCCGUCGUGCCUCUGGCAAUACCAACAGUUUUAUCAGAGCCAAAGCAGAACUGCAGUUGGCCCAGUACAUCCUGAAAUCAGACGAUCUGGUGCUUCACCCAGAGUUCCUGCUUCGCCUUCGCUCCCUGCCGCAGGCCUACAUCUAUGGCGAGUACAGGCAGAUCUACAGAGACUACGGCACCCACUACAUCACUGAGGCCACGCUCGGGGGAGACUAUGAGCACACCAUCAUCCUGAACAAGGAGAAGCUGGAGAAGUCAGAUUAUUCUUUAGAAGACUACAAGAACUGCGUACAGGCAGGCCUGAAUAUUGGGGCGAACAUAGAUGGAAUUUAUGUAUCCUUGGGAGCCCAAGGUGGAAGCUGUGAUGGCCUUCUGAAUGAGAUGGGAGAGGACACAAAGAAGGGCAGCAUGGUGGAGGACUUUGAUGCUGUUGUAAGGGGUGGAAGUAGUGAGUCCAUCUCUGCUUUGAUGUCUAAGAAGCUUCCCACUCCAGAGCUGAUGAGACUGUGGGGCGAAGGCGUUCGUUUCAACCCUGACUUCAUUCGCACAACG
Molecule: messenger RNA, 1281 nt
Organism: Nematolebias whitei (Rio pearlfish)
Lineage: Eukaryota; Metazoa; Chordata; Actinopteri; Cyprinodontiformes; Rivulidae
Gene: c8b
Product: complement component 8, beta polypeptide
Biological process (GO): immune response
Cellular component (GO): membrane attack complex
Molecular function (GO): protein binding
Source: RefSeq, a predicted model, not a curated record